This is a messenger RNA of Cooperia oncophora, 294 nucleotides long. Lineage: Eukaryota; Metazoa; Nematoda; Chromadorea; Rhabditida; Trichostrongylidae. The record is from the annotation of a GenBank genome assembly.
CGAGGUAGCUAUAGCACCGGCGGCGGAGGUUACGGAGGUGGCGGCGGUGGAGGAGGAGCUAAAGGCUCCAGUCUUGGUGCCACAAGAGGCGCUUGUGCACCUGGAAGCCCGAACUGUGGCGGUGGUUCAACCAACUGCAUUCCUGGAAGUCCCAACUGCCCCGGCGGCAGCGCUGUAGCUCCAUGCUUCCAUGGAAGCCCCAACUGCGGUGGCGGCGUGAAUCCAGCUCCAUGCAUACCUGGAAGUCCGAACUGUGGGGGUGGUACAACCAACUGCAUUCCUGGAAGUGCGUGA